CAGUUACCCUAUCCUUAUCUACACUCCUCCUACUUUCGUACUACCAACCCAACAAGAAAAAAUACAACAAACCUCGAAAUGUCAAACCAUCCCUAACCCAUUUUUGCGUUUGUUUACAAAAACACUCACAUCUCCACCGAAAGAGCUCCAGAAACCCGCAAAAAUGUCAGCCGCGAUGCUAACCGCCGACUGGUUCCUCCUGGGCCGCGACCUCUACUUCAGAAAAUUCGAAAUCUACACAAUGGGCUGGCACCAGGACAUCAAUCUAGAGAACUUCAUUGCCACGUCGGCCCCCUACGGGGGACCCAUCGCAAUCAGACGCGACGAGCAAAAAUUCAUCAAAGUGCAGGGGUCAGGGCAGCCCAUAAUUUCGAUUUUUUCGGGCUCCGGCAAGCAGAUUACGUCGUUCAAGUGGACGAGGAGACCCAUUGUUUGCAUGGGGUGGUCGAACGACGAGAAGUUGAUUUUUAUUCAAGAGGACGGGUGGGUGGUUUUGCAUGAUAUGUUCGGGCAGUAUUUGCACACGUUCGAGAUUAGUAAGAAGAUUCAGGAUGCCAAGAUUAUUGAUGCUAGGAUUUUCACGAAUCCGCAUAAUCAAACAGGGGUGGCUGUGAUGACGUCCAAUUUUAAGAUUUUUUUGAUUAAAAAUCUGCAGGAUCCAAAGACGAGGCAGCUGUCGGAGCUAAUAAAGUCUAGUUUACACCCGACCAGUUGGGUGGUGAUUUCAGAGGAUAACAACACAGAGGUAUUAAUAGCUAGGGAAAAGGAGUUGUUUCGGUUGAAACAAGACGAGCACCACACCAGCAUCAUGUUAGAACCGGACAUAAGCAACAACUAUUCGUCGAUUUUAGAAAUGGCGGUGUCUUUCAAUGCCCGACACGUUGCCCUUUUCACCGACUCGGGCUAUUUAUGGUUGGGGUCUUCCAAUUUACGCACCAAGUACUGCGAAACUGAUACCAACAUAAUCCACAAACCAAAGCAAUUGGUCUGGUGCGGGAACGAAUCCGUCGUCGCCUACUGGGAAAGAGACAACACACUUUUUAUAGUCGGCAAGCAUGGCCAAAAAAUGAUGUACACUUACGACAGUUCGGUGUACCUAACUGCGGAAAUAGACGGCAUUCGAAUUUUGUCAAAUACCCAACAUGAAUUGUUACAAAAAGUCCCAGAUGUGGUGCAGAAAAUAUUCAGAAUUAAUAGUACAGAUCCGGGAAGUUUUCUCCUAGAAGCGUCUAAACAUUACCAGAAACGGAGUCACCGCGCCAACGAGUACAUCUGUCUUGUCAAACAAGAUCUUAAGAAAGCCGUGGAACAGUGUAUUGAUGCCGUGGGGUAUGAAUUUGACACUGAAGUACAGAAAAUGUUAAUAAGGGCGGCGCAGUUCGGCAAAUGUUUCAUCGCCGACAUGGAUUCCACAAAGUACGUCAACAUGAUCCGCCUCCUGAGAGUCCUCAACGCCGUUCGUGACCCCAAAAUCGGAAUUCCUCUCACUUUCACACAGUUGCAAAACCUCACACAAAAAACCCUCCUAGACCGUCUCAUCACCCGAAAAGAGUACUAUUUGGCUCUCCAUAUCGCCAAGUAUCUUCAAAUGCCGGAAGAAGAAGGCAGUAGUCACAUUCUGGUCCACUGGGCGAAGUACAAGGUCAGUCAAGCGCACCUGGAGGAGGAAACCGUCGCUCGUGUAAUCGCUGAAAAGCUCGGCUACACUCCGGGAAUUUCGUACAGCGAGAUUGCCAGCACUGCUUCACAGUGCGGUCGCAAGAAACUAGCCAUAAAGUUACUAGAUUACGAGUCGAAGGCGAGCGAACAAGUCAAGUUGUUGCUGGAGUUGACCGAAAACACCCCGGCGCUGAGUAAAGCGAUCGAGAGCGGAGACACCGAUCUAGUAUACAUGGUGAUUUUAAAACUGCGCGAGAAGAUGGCGUUGGGAGAUUUUAAAAUGACAAUUAGGGCCUUUCCGGUUGCGCAGUCGCUUUACAUUAAGUAUUGUAAGGAGCACAACACUCAAGCCUUGAACGAGAUUUACAUCCAAGAGGACGACUUUAGUGCGCAGGCGCAGACUUUCAUCAUGGAGAGCUUAGACGAGAAGAAGGCGCACAUGAGGGACUCGUUGCUAACUUCGGCAGCUGAAGCGUACAGAAAAGGGCGGAAAGAUAUGCAUGCGUCCAUGUGUGAUGAGUACUUGAAGUUGCUGAGGUACCAGAGGUCGCUCGACGAGAAACUCGGCCAACCGAAAUACGUGGGGAAGUCGGUACAUGAAACUUGUUUGUUACUGCUGAAGAGCAACGACGUGAAGUCGGCCGAGAAGUUUCGGAAUGAGUAUAAGAUUCCGGAUAAGAGGUACUGGUGGUUGAGGAUACAGAGUCUGGCGCAUUUGGAGGAUUGGGGGGAGUUGGAGAAGUUCUCCAAGGGGAAGAAGUCGCCGAUCGGGUACGCCCCCUUCGUUGACAUUUGCUUGGAGAAGAAUAACAAACAGGAGGCUUUGAAAUAUCUGCCGAAAGUCAGCGAGGAUCUCAAGGUCAAAUAUUAUAUUAAAGCGGAGUGCUUGGAGGACGCUGCGAAGAUAGCGUUCGAACAAAAGGACAUCCAAAGCCUACUGUACGUACAGAGCAAGUGUCCAUCGCAGUCCAGCUUAUCCGAAAAAGUGAAUUCAUUCAUCACGCAAUUAGAUAAUAGAAAAUAACGUGUUUAUCUACGCUUAUCAAUAGAACAUGUAUACAUA
Zophobas morio is the source of this 2722-nucleotide messenger RNA. RefSeq names its product vacuolar protein sorting-associated protein 16 homolog. NCBI's taxonomy places the organism in Eukaryota, Metazoa, Arthropoda, Insecta, Coleoptera, Tenebrionidae. The transcript is spliced from 11 exons. The record is from RefSeq and is a predicted model, not a curated record. Gene Ontology annotation, cellular component: endosome; cytoplasm; HOPS complex. Gene Ontology annotation, biological process: intracellular protein transport; endosomal transport; vacuole fusion, non-autophagic. Gene Ontology annotation, molecular function: actin binding. Bases 164 to 2683 code for a protein of 839 amino acids.